Molecule: messenger RNA, 1202 nt
Organism: Bombyx mandarina (wild silkworm)
Lineage: Eukaryota; Metazoa; Arthropoda; Insecta; Lepidoptera; Bombycidae
Source: RefSeq, a predicted model, not a curated record
ACCUAUAAAUAGGUCUAUGCGAAAUAUAACCUUACCCUUACGUCUAAGCUUAAACUUUAAAGUGAAAAAAUUCAGAGCAUAGUUUCCAAUUUGUACCCCAAAUUCAUGAAAAUUAAGUGCUAGCUAUAAAAUGUAAUAACUGACUGAAAACAAUGUUUGUAAAUAUGAAUUGUGUACGUGCAAUAACGUCGACUGGAAGGUACAUAAUCAAAAUUAAAAGCACGGCAAGAUGUAUUUCGAAUCACCCAAUGAAAUUUGUAGAAGCUCAAGAUCGAUGGAGAGAAAUGGAUAACGUUUCUAAACGAUGGAAAUUAAUAUACAGAGCGCCAAUGGACAAUGUCCUAAACUUUGUUACAACUUAUCUUACAUUUACUACUGGUACCAUUGGACUCAGUGGCUUGUAUUAUGGAAUGUUUGUUUUCGACCAAGCUGAUUUGAAUAAUCCAGUACUACUGGGAGAUAAUGUGGUUAUAGCCAACGAUCCAAUAGAAUGUAUUGUAUACCUUGGCAGCUUUAUAGCAUUCCAUGUUGCUGUGAAAGUAUUGCUUUCAAAAUACGUAAUACGACUUUACCAAGAUGGAGACGAUUAUCUAGCGGUGUUUAGAGGACACAUAUAUAAUUCGAUAAAAAAACAUAAAUUUCAUUUAAACGAGUUUAAAAAGUUAAAUCCUACAUUUGUCGUGACAUGGGGCGAUGGCAGAUUUUCAUUAGGAGAAAAGCAUGGUAUUUUGCUUGAGAACUAUUUCAAAACACCACAACACUUUCACUACUUAUUAUAUAAGAAGGGAAAACAGAAGCUUGAAGACGAUGAUGACUAGAUGUUUUAAAAUUAGAAAUUUUCAUAAAAUCUAUGAGAUAUUGAAGUUUCAUUUAUAGUAUAGUAAAGGACAUAUUACUCAUCAAAUUGGAUACUGAUUGCUUCAGAGCAAAAAUAGUUAAGACAAUUGUACCAACCAGUGGUCUAUUUAGAAUAAAAUGUAGAUAUUUAUAUAUUUUGUUUCUUAUUUAUGUUAAGAAAUUGCUUUGAAACUAAGGCUUAAUGCUUAAUCCUACACAGGAUGAUAUUACGGUCCCGUCUAUUUCCGCCAUGAAGUACUGCAGUUUUCUAAGCCUAAAAGGAUAAAACUGCCAUUAUCAAUAUUGAAUAUUUCCAUACUUAAUUUUAUAAUUUUUAUAUUAACUGGACCAAGGUGGUCACGACC